Molecule: messenger RNA, 4029 nt
Organism: Mercurialis annua (annual mercury)
Lineage: Eukaryota; Viridiplantae; Streptophyta; Magnoliopsida; Malpighiales; Euphorbiaceae
Product: pentatricopeptide repeat-containing protein MRL1, chloroplastic
Exons: 19
Coding region: 134-3562 (1142 amino acids)
Molecular function (GO): protein binding
Source: RefSeq, a predicted model, not a curated record
CCACGUCAUCAACAAUAUCCAAAUUGUCUGUUAAACAAAACCAAAAAAAUCAUUUCAAAACCUCUCCUCCUCUUCUUCUUCUCCACUCCUAUCCUCUCCUCCCCACUCCACCACCUCUCUUCUUCUUCUCCCAAUGGACCUAACUUUUUCUCCCAAAUCCCAAACCCUAACACUCCUCUCCACCACCCAAUUCUCCUCCAAUCCCAAAUCCUCAGCCUCCAUCCGCACAGAAUUCCUGGGCUCCUCUCACCAUCUCCGCCCACCGGGCCCCAUUCGCGGCCGGAAGUACAAGAAAAUCAAGAUUCGUGAGAAGAAACGAGCUCAAACUGUGCUGUUAAUCAAUGGGUCGUUUCGUUUAGAUUCUGUUCUUCUUGUUGUUGCUGUUUCCACAGUCUCUGCUUUCUCUUUUGCUUACUUUCAUCACCACUUUACUAAUGCGAACACCAAGAAAAAGAUUACUUCUUCUAAACAGGUUUUGGGUGAUGGGUUGUCGAAAUUAGGCAGAAAUAUUGUGGAGAAUUUAAUUAGGAGUCCUUUUUUGGAUGCUGGGCAUUUUCAUAAAGUGAGUACUACUACCGUUCUUGAUGUUAAGAGCGAGGAUUUGUUGGCGGAGGAUUCUAGAGAGAAGCAGAAUAGCUAUGUGAUUGAGAAUAGUAAUGCUUUGUCGAAUCAGAGUUCUGCAAUUUUGGUGAAAUCAGUAGAAAAUAAUGGAAAUUCUGUUUCUUCUAGUGUUUCUACUUGUGUGGUUACUAAAGAAAAUGAUGCUUCGUCUUUGAAUUUAGCGAUUCCUGGAUCGGAAAGUGUAUUGCCGCUUGAAUUUGCGAGGGAAUUGUCGGAUUUGACGGCUGAAAAGAGUAGAAGUGAAGCUGAGGUUGAUUCUGAGUUGAGGAUUGAAACGAUUGUAAAUGGGGUUGAGGUUGAUUCUGAGUUGAGGAUUGAAACGAUUGUAAAUGGGGUUGAGGUCGAUUCUAAGUUGAUGACUGAAAAGACCGUAAAUGAAGCUGAGGUUGAUUCCGAGUGGGCUCAAUUAUUGGCGGAGAAGACUAAUUGUGCUUCACCUUCUGUAAGUGAUGUAAAUGGGGGAAAACAUGAUCGUUAUGGUAUCAUUAGAGAAUCUGUUAGAGAGGAUCUUUACACAUUUUAUAAAGAAAAACAUUCAAAUAGGAAAUCGCCAUGGAGCACAAAUGGUUUAAGCAAAGUGCCUUCUCGUGCCACUUCUUUAAUUGGGAACAGCAUUUCUUCAUCGAUGGUUAAUCAUGUUAUGAUAGAGCCAAGAUCAGCACAUCAGUCCCCUCAAGUUGCAGAGUCCGUGCAAAGUGAAGUUCAUCUAGCGCCUUAUGAAAGAAGUCCUCCAAAAAAUGAACAAGCAGUAGGAAGUAGAAGAUUUCCAAGGGAGAAGGAAAAAGUGCAUGGGAUUCAGGAUGAGCAUACAAAAAUACCCGAGUUUCCCUAUCUAAACGGGGUACAUGCUAUCAAGAAAGAUCAUAUUCCAGAGCAAGUUUAUGGCUAUAAUCGUUUGCUAAGAGAUGGGAGGUUAGCCGAGUGUUUAGAUUUGCUUGAAGAUGCGGAAAGAAGAGGAUCGUUAGAUAUGAACAAGAUUUAUCAUGCUAAGUUUUUCAAGAUCUGCAAAACUCAAAAGUCUGUUAAGGAAGCUUUUCGGUUCUGCAAGUUGGUUCCCAAUCCAACCUUGAGUACAUUUAACAUGCUCAUGUCGGUGUGUGCAAGCUCACAAGAUUCAGUAGGGGCUUUUGGAGUUCUAAAACUUGCCCAGGGGGCUGGACUGAAAGCUGAUUGCAAACUAUAUACUACUUUAAUAUCAACCUGUGCUAAAAGUGGAAAAGUCGAUGCAAUGUUUGAAGUAUUUCAUAAGAUGGUUAAUGCUGGGGUUGAACCAAAUGUUCAUACAUAUGGAGCACUUAUUGAUGGCUGUGCCAGAGCUGGAAAAAUGGCUAAAGCAUUUGGCGCUUAUGGAAUACUGAGGUCCAAGAACGUUCAGCCAGACCGAGUUGUCUUCAAUGCACUUAUCACUGCAUGUGGUCAAUCCGGAGCUGUGGAUCGUGCCUUUGAUGUAUUAGCAGAAAUGGGGGCCGAGAUACAUCCUAUUGACCCUGAUCACAUCACGAUUGGUGCAUUGAUGAAGGCCUGCGAAAAGGCUGGUCAGGUUGAUCGGGCAAAAGAAGUCUACAACAUGAUGCAUAAGUUUAACAUCAAGGGCACUCCAGAGGUUUAUACUAUUGCUGUUAAUUGUUGCAGUCAGACAGCUGAUUGGGAUUUUGCUCGCAGCAUUUAUGAAGACAUGACGAGAAACGGCGUGGCCCCUGAUGAGAUGUUUCUCAGUGCAUUGAUGGAUGUGGCGGGGCAUGCUGGAAUGUUGGAUGUUGCAUUUGAAACCUUACAAGAAGCCAGGAUUCAAGGAACGCAGCUUGGAAUUGUACCAUAUAGUUCAUUGAUGGGAGCAUGCAGUAAUGCAAAAAACUGGGAGAAAGCACUAGAGCUUUAUGAAGAUAUCAAGGCCAUCAAUCUGAAGCCAACAGUGCCAACCAUGAACGCUUUGAUCUCUGCUUUGUGUGAUGGGGUUCAGCUAUCAAAAGCCAUUGAAAUACUGUCAGAAAUGAAGAGUUUUGGCUUGUGUCCAAACACUAUUACGUAUUCUAUACUCAUAGUGGCCAGUGAAAAGAAGGAUGAUCUGGAUGCUGCUCUCAUGCUUCUUUCACAAGUCAAACAAGAUUCUGUUGCCCCUACGCUCCUCAUGUACAAAUGUAUAAUUGGAAUGUGCUUGCGGAGAUAUCAGAAAGCUUGUUCCCUUGGUGAACCUAUCUUGUCUUCUGAUUCAGGAUGGCCACAAAUAAGAAAUGAAUGGACAUCAAAGGCUUUAAUGGUCUACCGCGAAACAAUUGCAGCUGGCGAGAAACCUACAAUGGAAGUUGUUUCACAAGUUUUGGGAUGCCUGCAGCUUCCUUAUGAUGCUUCACUGAAAAGCAGAUUGGUUGAAAAUCUGGGUGUCACUGCCGACCCAUCAAAAAGCUCAAACCUUUGUGCUUUGGUGGAUGGAUUUGGAGAAUAUGAUCCUUGUGCUUUUUCAUUGCUUGAGGAAGCUGCUUCUCAAGGAACUGUUCCUUGUAUCUCCUUCAAAGGAAGUCCCAUUGUUUUUGAUGCUAAACCGCUGCAAAGUCAUAUUGCGGAGGUAUACUUCUUAACCAUUUUGAAAGGUCUCAAGCAUCGGCUUGCUGCUGGUGCAAAGUUACCCAGUGUGAACAUUUUGCUACCUAUUGAGACAACGCAAAUCAAGACACCUGAAGGGGAGAAAACCAUCAACGUCGCAGGAAGGCUCGGUCAGGAUGUUGCGUCUCUUUUGAGAAGGUUAGGGCUGCCUUAUCAGGGGAAUGAAUCGUAUGGGAAGAUUAGAAUCAACGGGAUUUCGUUGCGAAGAUGGUUGCAACCAAAGCUUUCUUCUCCUUUCAGCGAAAGACAAGAAGAUUUGAGCUUUUCCCUAUCACGAUUAGGGAAAGGAAUAACUCAUCAGCAGCGCAAUAUUCGAACUGGCGAUUUGUCUAUGGAUUAAGAGGAGUUACAAUCAAUUUUGCUCAUAUGAAAAUGGCUUUAAAAGAUUGAGUUAUAGGAAGAGUUUUUCUGCAGCAUGAGAUGACAGAUGAUUUUACGGAAGAUGGGUCGAGUUGCUGCCUGUUCUUGAAUGACUUCCACAAAUUUAUGAGCAGAAGUUGCAACCAUAUCGAGCAGUCUGUUCCAUUUAUUGCUGAAAGAAAAGAGACUGCUGUAUCGAGCAGUCUGUUCCGUUUUGCACAAAAAUAAAUGAAUCAUGCUCAGGCCAACCAGACGUUGUCGUUGCCUUUGCCAUUUUCUGCAUCCUUAAUAACAGAAGUUCCAAUGUCAGAAGUGCAAGAAUAUUAAGAUUGCUGCAUCACAUAAUGUAUAAUAUUGAUUACUUGUAAUUUUUGAAGAUAUUAUCUACCAAAUAUAGAUUGUAAGUUUUGAAUGUAUUUACAACUUCAUCAUGGUUUUUUGGUUUCA